AUGAUAGAAGAUUGGAAAAAAGACCUUGAAGAUGUUGAUGCUGUUGUAGUGGCUCAUGAGGUAGACAGAUACUUACUGGAUCCCAUUGAAAAGCCAAGUGCAGGUGUUGAUUUUAAUAUUUUGUCAUGGUGGAGGCUAAUGGGAGGUAAGUAUCCUAAUUUGCAAACACUUGCUAAAGAUGUGCUAGCCAUUCAAGUUAGUACUGUUGCUUCUGAGUCAAGUUUUAGCACUGGGAAAAGGGUUAUUGAUCCUCAUAGGAGUUCAUUAACUCCUAGAUCAGUGGAAGCACUGAUUUGUCUUCAAAGUUGGCUUAAGUCUGAUUCAAUCACAACUCUUGCAUAUACUCCUACCCCAGAUGAAAUUGAAUGGCUUGAAAACACUGAACAAG
This is a messenger RNA of Striga hermonthica, 388 nucleotides long. The record is from the annotation of a GenBank genome assembly. NCBI's taxonomy places the organism in Eukaryota, Viridiplantae, Streptophyta, Magnoliopsida, Lamiales, Orobanchaceae.